Brugia pahangi is the source of this 939-nucleotide messenger RNA. The record is from the annotation of a GenBank genome assembly. NCBI's taxonomy places the organism in Eukaryota, Metazoa, Nematoda, Chromadorea, Rhabditida, Onchocercidae.
AUGGCAUUUUUGGGUCAGUUAACAGCUAAUGUGCAAGCCCAGUUGAACAAUGUGAAGCCACAGCUAAAUUCUGUGCUUCAAACUGCAACUCGUGCUCGGGAUAAUCUGGCACCAAUUUUAAACCGUGCUACUGCUCAACUCGAUAAUCUUGGCAAGAUCUUACAGGUAACUGGAGAUCGUAAACAAUCACCUAUUGAUAUACUCUCAACAAUUACAACUUUCGAUAGUACGCUUGAGCAUUCAGAAAUUAGAAUAAAUUAUCCGAUGAAUGGUGAGACACGACUAAAGAAUGCGGGUGACAGUCUGCAACUGCAACUUGAUUCAUCAAAUAGGGCCGAACUGUCGGCAAGUCAUUUGGGUGAAGAACGAUAUGUUCUGGAGACUGUGUAUUUCCACUGGGGCACGGAACCUAUGAAUGGGAGUGAACAUACUAUUGGCGGAGUGGGUUAUGCGGGAGAGAUACAAUUCAUUCAUCGGAACACGAGAUUCCCGAAUCUAGAGAUGGCAUUUAAGGAAGCAAAUGGAAUACUGGGUGUGGCUGUAUUGCUAAAUGAAUCGCAUGACGACAAUCCAACAUUUUCAACAAUAAUUGAUGGCAUAAAGCAGGUGGUUUAUAAAGGUAGUGAAUGUGCGAUUUACGGUGUCAAUUUGCCUCAUAUGUUGCCUUCUUCAGAAAAAAUGAAGGAAUUCUGGACAUACACUGGUUCGGAGACAGUACACCCGUACAGAGAAACUGUUCAAUGGAUUAUUUUCAGGGCUACUGUUUGGAUAUCUUCGAGUCAGUUGGAUAAAUUACGUACACUGAAACGUGAAGGUUACGAAUGUGAAGUUGAGGAAACAAUGUUACCAAUUCGUGCAGUUCAACCAAUUAAUGGCCGUAUAAUACGUUCAUCAUUUCGUUCUUCAGCCCAAGCAGCACGAAUAACAGAGACACAAUAA